AGAACUAAGAACAUCAACUUGAAAUUCAAAAUGUGCUGUUUAGAAACAUUUUUAAACAAUCAAACGAAUUUUACGAACAAUUGUUUUGUGAUCAUGGAUUAUGGAAGCAAAAUAAUAUUUUUGGAUCAGUAUCAGUAUCAGUGUUCAACUUCAAAAUCAAUUCAGUGUUUUAAUUAGUGUGAGCUCCCAAGUUAAUUAUUACCAAAGAGCUAAAUCUGAGAGCUAAUAAGUGAAGUGCGGCAAAGUGUUUAAGUGUUUUUUUAAAUUUUAUUUUGAGCUAAAGUGAUCAAAAUCCAACGUUUCAACGAUUUUUUAGUACCUUAACAAAUUUUAUUGCCAGGAACAAUUUUAAAAAUCGACCAUCAUGCAAGUAGCAACACUAUUUCGUGAAACCGCUAAUUUAUUAGGGGCAAGCAUGGAAUCAGCGAGCUCAAAUGGUGCUUCAACUGGUUCAUGUAGUCCACCAAAUGGCCUAAACUCUCAUCGGGAUUCGGUCUAUACACGUCCAACACAUUUGGAUCGAUAUAAACCAAUGUCAAAUGAAAAUCAAGAUGAUGGCUACGAAACAAGUGCAGAUCUUGUGUUAGGUGGUGGAAUGGGUCCACACUCAACAAAUUUGGAUCAUUUAGAAGAUCCCUACAGUUUUGUGGACGAUUCAGAGCAUGCACAUGCACAUGCACAUGCAAAUGCACAUGCACAUGCACAUGGACAUGGACACGGACAUCCACAUGCACAUGCGCAUGCAGAACAAAAUCGUAAUAACAUGUUACAAAUGUCACAACAAAUGCAACAUAAUUACAUGUCACCACCGAAUAACAUGCUUAUGGAUCCCAACAGCAUGAUUCCGGCGCCCAGAAAACGUGGCCGCAAGAAGAAAAUUAAAUUAGACGCUGAUGGAAAUAUAACAACAAUUAUGAAAAUAAAAGAACCGGGCAAAGAACGCAAGAAACAUGAUCGUUUUAAUGGUAUGCCAGAAGAGGAAGUCUCAAAACGGACGUUACCUGAUCAUCUUACUCAAAAUUUAGAUAUAAUUAUUAUUGGAAUAAAUCCAGGGUUAUUUGCAGCAUAUAAAGGGCACCAUUACGCAGGACCCGGCAAUCAUUUUUGGAAGUGUUUAUAUUUAUCCGGUUUAACACCCGAACAAAUGUCAGCUGACGAAGAUUAUAAACUAUUACAAGUGGGUAUUGGUUUCACAAACAUGGUACAAAGGGCGACAAAAGGUAGUGCCGAUUUAACACGAAAGGAAAUCAAAGAGGGUAGUCAAAUACUUUUAGAAAAAUUACAACAUUUUAAACCAAAAAUUGCUGUUUUUAAUGGCAAAUUAAUAUAUGAAGUAUUCUCUGGCAAAAAAGAUUUUUGUUUUGGUCGACAACCGGAUUUAAUUGAUGGUACAAACACGUAUAUGUGGGUGAUGCCAUCGUCUAGCGCACGCUGUGCACAGUUGCCACGCGCCGCAGACAAAGUACCAUUUUAUGCGGCGUUAAAAAAGUUUCGUGAUUAUUUGAAUGGUAUGGUGGCCAUGAUUGACGAAUCGGAAGUGGUGUUUUCUGAGGCACGAAUUAAAAGUAGUUUUUGUGAGAAUGAAAUGUCACAAAACGAACUUAUAGAUAUAAGUAAUGCAAAACGUGAUGAAGAUGGUAGUAUUGUUCCUUGUAAAAAAAAGAGAGGCCGUCCAAAGAAAAUAAAAAUUGAUGGCGAGGAAGCGUUAAAACCGCAGCCAGUGAAACGUAUCUAUAAUCCACAAAUCAAUUUAAAUGUAGAUGGUACAAAAAAGAAACGUGGACGACCCAAAAAAAUACGUGUAGAUGGUAUGACAAUGGUUGGGGACGACCACCAAAUGGGAUCCGAUCCAUCCAAAAUGAUGACACAUCUUCAUGACGUCGAUCAGUGUAAUGACGUAGAUCAAAUGAACAAAUCAAAUGAAUAUAACAUGAGUCAUCUGAAACCUCAACAACACACACCUUCACAAAUGUACAGCAACACACCGACCCCUACCCCCACGCCUACGCCCUCGUUACAACAUCUACCACCAUACAUCCAGUCACCUAGACCUCAAUCACAACCAUUCACACAUUCAGAUCUAUCAUCGGAAAUCAGUGCAGCAAUAUCAUCGGAACACUUAGAAUCACCGGCACCCACCUCACCAAGUUUAGAUGCACCAGACUUCGAUCCACCAACAAACAUGCCCACCGAAGAUACAACGGAAUGUUGUUUUUCUAGUCCAACCCCAUCGACAAACAGUGCCCAUGAACAACAAACAACCCCACCGAUGAUACGGCCCUUACCGUAUUCAGCGUACAAUAAUUACAGCCACAGUCCUGACCCACAAUCACAGCAACAUAAUACAAAUACACAACUGACAAGCGUGACCAACGUGACCAAUGUCAUCAAACCAGAGUACAAAGUACAAGACAUGUCUACAAAAAGUUUAUCAGGUUUAGAAUCACUGGUUGAUCAAAUACCGAACAUAACCGAUGGGGAAACGAAUACCGUAGUACAAUCGAAUCAUCAUCAGACUUUAGAUGAGUCCGUGACAGGCGGGGGCGUUACAGGCAGUAACGGACAAAACAACAGUUCAUACUCAGUUCAUGAACAUCAGUCAUCACCUUCAAAUAAUACAGGGAGUACAAGUAAUAACAAUAGUUCCAGUUCCAGUUUAAAUUUUAGUUAUCCUGGAGCAGGAGCGGCCAGCAAUCAUCAUAGUAAUCAAGGUGGACUGAGUAGUUCACAGUUCAGUUUUACAAGUAACUACAUGAACUCACCAGUCACCAACAACUAUUCAAAUUUAAUGGGAGGCAUGGGAGGUAUGCAUACAUUUAUGGAGCAUCAUAAUUGUGGAAUGCCAGCUGUACCUGUCCCAUUAUCGUACCAUGGAACGCCCCAUCUAUAUGGAACACCUCAACCCUACUCCCACAGUAGUUAUGGUAGUUUAAACCAUGGCACAUCUGUCUUACACAUGCCUAGUCCAAAUUAUCCGAAUGGGUACAGUUAUUCAGGUGCGGCAGCGUAUGCUUCGACUCCACCGACUGGUUCAUACCAUCACAUGUUUGACCAUAGAUUAAAACCAGAUACCGGUGGAAUGGGUUAUGGAUCGUUUUGAUUAUACUGAUAAAAUUAAAAAUUAUAAGUAUUAUACGAACCCACCAUCGAUUAUCGAUUAUCGAUUAUAAUCGUUAUCGAUCAAAGUCAAGUCAGUGUAUAUGCCCUUGUCGUCUUUGUUGAACGUACCUGUACGAAUGUUAUCUGCUGUGACCUCCUUGUUCACUUCUUUACGUGUUUCCUCGACGAUCUCGAAAGAGUUUCAAAUCAAGCAACCAAAACCAAUCAAGUUUCUUCGUUUUUUAAAUGUGCCAAGUUUUAUAUGAUGAACCAGUGAUGAACUUAAGUUUGAAUCGUUAACUUUUAACAUACCAUAAAUAACAUUUUAAAAUGCUGCUGCCAAAAUCUAUCAAUUUUGUGUGUGGAAGGACGAAGGGGAUCUAACAAAAAGGGAGUAGCGAGCGAGGGGUAAUGGUAUUUAUCGCAUUCACAAUUCUUAAUGAAUUUAUUAAAUU
Messenger RNA from Chrysoperla carnea, 3554 nucleotides. RefSeq lists its product as uncharacterized. Gene Ontology annotation, biological process: base-excision repair, AP site formation. NCBI's taxonomy places the organism in Eukaryota, Metazoa, Arthropoda, Insecta, Neuroptera, Chrysopidae. The record is from RefSeq and is a predicted model, not a curated record. Gene Ontology annotation, cellular component: nucleus. Bases 365 to 3100 code for a protein of 911 amino acids. The transcript has 4 exons. Gene Ontology annotation, molecular function: DNA binding; mismatch base pair DNA N-glycosylase activity.